ACAUCUGCUAAAGUGCAAGCUUCUAAAAUGCUGCCAGGACUUACUCUGCUAGUUUCCAUCUGCCUGGUGGCCAGUGCCUCCAAGGUUCCGCGUCUCAUGCUGGAUGAUAACUACGUGAACCGCGUGGUCGGAGGAGAGGAGGCUGCCGAAGGAUCGGCGCCUUACCAAGUUUCGCUGCAAGAAUCAUUCUGGGGUCACAACUGCGGAGGAUCACUGUUGAGUGAUCGCUGGGUCCUUACGGCGGCCCAUUGUCUUGUGGGGAGCAAUCCGGAUGAGCUUGAAGUGCUGGUUGGCACGAACAGCUUGAAGGAAGGAGGCCAGCGUUACAAAGUGGAAAAGCUGUUCUACCACAGUCGCUACAACAAGCCG
Messenger RNA from Anopheles bellator, 369 nucleotides. Its product is annotated as chymotrypsin-1-like. Lineage: Eukaryota; Metazoa; Arthropoda; Insecta; Diptera; Culicidae. The transcript has 2 exons. Gene Ontology annotation, biological process: proteolysis. The record is from RefSeq and is a predicted model, not a curated record. The annotation marks the transcript as partial. Gene Ontology annotation, molecular function: serine-type endopeptidase activity.